GCCCGCCCUGCGCUCUCCCAGCUGCAGCCAGACACACCGCCCGCCGAGGACGCCCAAGUCUCUCUCUUCUUUUUGCCUCAGGAAGUCUUCUGCCCUCCGGCACCAACCCGCAGCUCCACUCGUCCAGAAGAAAAGCGAGAGGGCCGAGCGGAGCUGAGCCAAACCGCCCGCAGCGAGGCAACUUCCAGGAGCAGCACCGCGCGGAGCCGCGCCAGCCUCGGGACAAUGGGGCCGCGGCGGCUGCUGCUGGUCGCCGCUGGCCUCAGUCUGUGCGGCCCCCUGCUGUCCGCCCGCAUCCGAGGCCGCAAGCCAGGUGAGAUCAGCAGGGAGAGUGGAUCGGGCAGGAAAUGGAGGGACGCUGAUGCGGGCUACCUUGAGUCACAAGCAACAAAUGCUACUGUGAAUCCCCGGUCAUUUUUUCUCAGGAAUUCCAAUGAUAGAUUUGAAAUCUUCCCAUUGGGAGAGGAUGAAGAGAAAAAUGAAAGUGCAUUAACGGAAGACAGAUUCGUCUCCCUCAAUAAAAGCAGUCCUCUUCAAAAACCACCCCCUGUGUUCAUCUCGAAAGAUGCCUCAGGAUACCUGACCAGCCCCUGGCUGACUCUCUUUAUCCCUUCUGUUUACACCUGCGUGUUCAUCAUCAGCCUUCCCCUGAACAUCAUGGCUAUCGCUGUGUUCAUCCUGAAGAUGAAGAUCAAGAAGCCAGCUGUGGUGUAUAUGUUACACCUGGCCACAGCAGAUGUGCUGUUUGUGUCCGUGCUGCCCUUUAAGAUCAGCUAUUACUUUUCGGGCAGCGACUGGAAAUUCGGGUCUGAAAUGUGUCGCUUUGCCACUGCAGCGUUUUACUGUAACAUGUACGCCUCCAUCAUGCUCAUGACGGUCAUAAGCAUUGACCGGUUCCUGGCUGUGGUGUAUCCCAUCCAGUCCCUCUCCUGGCGCACUCUGGGAAGGGCUUCCUUCACUUGUCUGGCCAUCUGGGCUAUGGCCAUCGCAGGGGUGGUGCCUCUCCUCCUCAAGGAGCAGACCACCCAGGUCCCGGGACUCAACAUCACCACCUGUCACGAUGUGCUCAAUGAAACCCUGCUCGAAGGCUUUUACGCCUAUUACUUCUCAGCCUUCUCGGCUGUCUUCUUUUUUGUGCCAUUGAUCAUUUCUACAGUCUGCUAUGUGUCGAUCAUCCGAUGUCUUAGCUCUUCAGCUGUGGCCAACCGGAGCAAGAAGUCUCGGGCUUUGUUCUUGUCUGCUGCUGUCUUCUGCAUCUUCAUUCUCUGCUUUGGACCCACAAAUGUCCUCCUGAUUAUGCAUUACUUAUUCCUCUCUCAUAACCCCGCCACAGAGGCUGCCUAUUUUGCUUAUCUCCUCUGUGUCUGUGUCAGCAGCGUGAGCUGUUGCAUUGAUCCCUUGAUCUACUACUAUGCUUCCUCUGAGUGCCAGAGGCACCUCUAUGGUAUCUUAUGCUGUAAAGAAAGUUCUGACCCCAACAGUUACAACAGCAGUGGUCAAUUGAUGGCAAGUAAAAUGGAUACGUGCUCUAGUCACCUGAAUAAUAGCAUAUACAAAAAGCUGUUAACUUAGGAAAAGGAACUGCUGGAAAUCGGUGUGAAAUGUGUUGCUUUGCCACUACAACAUUUUACAGUAAUAGAUGUAUGUCUCCAUCAUGCUCAUGACAAUUAUAAACAUUGACUUAAAAAGAGAAGGUUAAAAAGUAGAUAACCUGGGGAUUCUGUUAGUCCCUUGAAAAACUACUUCACCGUCUAAAACAACCAAUGUAUGAUUUGCAUGUCUGCUUCCUAAGAGAGCCAUCAAGCAUAUAUGUUGUUUAAUUGUCAGAAAAGGUAACAGGAAGAGAAAACAGUGUUACUUCAAGGGAGUAUUGCCUGCCAGUGCUACAAUUACUGAAUGUCACUUUUUGAUAUAUCUAGGUGACUUAUAUGUGUACAUAUAUGCACAAAUACAUAUUAUUUGCAGUGCAGUAUGAAAUAGGCACUUGGAAACUCACAUUUUCUUCCCAGCAAUUAUGGAAAUAAUCUCUGACUUAAUAUGCAAAACAUCUAGGUUGGUAUACUUUAGCCCUGGACAUCUAAAGAUAUCCAUCAAUAGUAAGGAAUUCCAUAGUUUGGACUUCACAACUUUUGCAAAUAAGUGCAUUUUGAAAUUGUUGGGAAACAAUAUGUAAGUCAUGGAAGGGUAAAGUUUGGUAUUAUCUCUGUGUAGAAAAGUUUACUAUUUUUCAUUUCAAAUGUAUCAAAGUUUGAAUUCUUGUCGAAAAUUAUCAAAAAAGAUGAAAAGCCCAUUUUGAUAUGGGUAGCAUUUUUGAUGUUUUAUACACAGGCUAUGUGAACCAAAAUGAGCAUAAAUCCCACUAGUGAGUAAACUGCCUUUUAUGCAGUCCACCCUGAGAGCUGCACAUGUCCACCCCAUGGAGGACACCAAGCAGCAGAAAAUGGCAGAGCUGCACAUUGGCCAGAAACCUCCAGAUAAGCCUCCCAGAGAGCAGAAACUGGAGACCACCACACUCCAUUUUCCUGGGGCACUCCCAAGGGUUAGCUGUGAACUGAUCGCAUCUAUAGGAAAUCCGCAAAGCAGGAUGGACAUCCUGGGAGGUAGUAACUAUGAAAGGUUUUUCUGCCCCUCUUAGGAACAGAGAAGGAAGGCAUGCUCAUGUCAAGUAGAUGUCCUGCAAGGUUGGCUCUCAUACAGAAGCACCUAGGCACUCUGAUAGGUACCAGGCCUACAGAAUAUAUAAGACUAAGAUCUUGCUCAGAAAAGCAAUGCAGAAGGCACAUAGCUAGAUUGUGAUAUGCAUGUAAUAAAUAUGUCCUAUAUAAAGAAGUGUUGUUAAUCAGAUGUCAACAAGCAUUUCACACAAGCAAACCUAUCAUCUAAAGAUCUUUGAACAUUUGGGUUUCUACUUCCUGUGAUUACAAUUUAAGAUGAAAACACAGGAAGUGUACGUUUCUUAAAUAAGUCACUCUACAUUAAUUUGAUACUAUUUAUUUAUAAAUAUUUUGUUUAGUAAGAUCUUAAGUCAACUUUCUCUCCCUCCCUCUCUCUCUCUCUCUCUCUUUGUCACACACAAACACACACACACACAUUUUUUGUUCUUAUUUUCUAAUGGAACUGGGGAUUGAACCCAGAGCCUUGUGCUUGCUAGGCAAGUACUCUGCCACUGACCUACAUCCCCAGCCCUUUAUUUAAAUUUUAUUUUGAGACUAGGUCUCACUAACUUGCCCAGGCUGGCCUCAAAUUUUUGGUACUCCUGCCUCAGCCUCCUGAGUAGCUGGGUAUUUAUAGGCAUGUGCUAUCACACCAGGCUUCAAAUAAACUUUUCUUUUAAGAAUAAUUUAUGUUCAUCUAGUUAGGAAGAAAAUGGAAUUGACAUUGAAAUCUAGGAAAAUUUUUCUAUAUUUUCCAUUCACUUUCCUUAAGAAUUAAGGGACUGUUUAAAAAAGCAUUUUUAAAAAAUCCAUCAUAAUUGAGAACAUAGAAAGACUUUUGUGGGUUAGACAAAGUAAUUUGAAAAUUAGGUUAAAAUAUAUCUUAUUUUUCCUGAUUUUUAAAAAAAAAUGAUAUUUUAAACAAAAAAAAAAAGUGGAAAAAUGGAAAAGUUUGGACUUCACAACUAUUUAAAUGAGCAAAGUAGGGACUGGGGUAUAGCUCAGUUGGUAGAGUGCUUGCCUUGCAUGCACAAAGGCCCUGGGUUCAAUUCCCAGCACCACACAAAAAAAUAAAUAAAUAAAUAACAUAAUAAAAGAGUAAAAUAUUUCCAAAUAUCAUAGAAUAAUUUACAGAAGAGUAAUGUAACUGUAUUUUAAGUAGAAGUUAGUACUUAUUUUGUUAACUAGUUACUAUAUUCACUUUUUAAAGUAGUAGAUUAUCUUGUUUAUUCAGCCUAUACAUAUUAAAAUGCCUCUGACUUAAUAUGAUUAUCAUUAUUGUAUUAUAUUAUUUCAGUUUUUAUGUUCACUCUCUUUUUUAAAAAAAACAUUAUGUAACCUGUAUUAAUAAACAUGAAAAUUUUUGCUUGA
Molecule: messenger RNA, 4025 nt
Organism: Marmota monax (woodchuck)
Lineage: Eukaryota; Metazoa; Chordata; Mammalia; Rodentia; Sciuridae
Gene: F2r
Product: coagulation factor II thrombin receptor
Exons: 2
Coding region: 226-1572 (448 amino acids)
Biological process (GO): positive regulation of Rho protein signal transduction; positive regulation of blood coagulation; thrombin-activated receptor signaling pathway
Cellular component (GO): membrane
Molecular function (GO): thrombin-activated receptor activity
Source: RefSeq, a predicted model, not a curated record